UAAGGUGCUCGGGAAGCCGCCGAAGGUGAGUGAGACAUUCGGUUCUGUUGCAAAAACGGAACCUGCUCCAGAGAGUGGCGAUAGGCUAGUCACACACUGACUGUUGACUGUUGACUGUUGGUCUCGAGCAACUCUAGUCUGUCCAACAACAAGAAAAUGAUUCAAUACGAACCACCAAGUACCGAAGUCCUGGAAAAGUACUACCAGGAGUUAGGAAUCACCGUGGAGACCCUGGAGAGAGAUGUGGCUACGCUGAAAUCCUGGAUGGAGAAACAACCGCAUCUUCCAGACAACGUUGACAACGAAACCCUGGAGAAGUUUUUAAUCCACUCCAAGAACAGCCUGGAGCGAGCCAAGAGCAAACUGGACUGCUACUACACGGCAAGGGCAACUAUCCCGGACAUGUUUCAUGAUAGAGACCCCCUGGACCCCUCCAUAAAGAACAUCGCCGAAGUCGCUAUGUACUGCACGUGCCCCAAGACCACUCCAGAAGGAGACCGGGUGACUAUCAUCAAGACCUUUGACCAGGACCUGAAACGUUUCGACAUCCUGGCGUGUAUCAAGAUCGGUCUGAUGAUGUUGGACGCCCAUCUCGCAGAGGACCUCUGCAGGAAACACUUGGUAGUGUUUGACUUCGAGGGAAGCUCCCUGGGACAUGCCGCUGCCUUCACCAUACCCGUCAUUAAGAGAGCUUUGCAGCUCUUCUUGGACGUACUCCCUCAAAGAUUUGCUGGUUUCCAUGUGGUUAACGCUCCAUCGUAUUUCGAGUCUAUCGUCAACAUCUGCAAGGGGCUACUAAACAGCAAACUUUCUCAGAGAGUGUUUGUGCAUGGAAAGGACAUGACUACGCUACACCAGUACAUCUCCAAGGACGUAUUGCCUCCGGAGUAUGGGGGUACUUAUUCUGCGUCCAUCGAGGAACUCCGAGUGAUGGCGUACCAGUCGUUGGUGGAACGCCGUGACUGGUUCUUGCAGCAGAACAAGAUCCACUCGGACGAGGACAAAAGACCCAACCGGAAGUUGAAUGGGAUCGACCAACAACUGGAAGGUUCCUUCCGGAAAAUUGCCAUCGAUUGAUCGUAAUAUAAUACGUUGGUCUAUUUAUUUAUAGAAACCUUUUGGUGAUAUUAUAAAUUAAUAUAAAAAUAAGCUAAUAUCCUUCCUUGAUUUAUGUAUUCAGUUUAAUUCCUGUUUUUGCAAGUGUCACUGUUCAAAACUGUUAUAGUAGUAACUAUUAAUUGGUGGAUCCUCAGACAAAUAAAUACCGUGUAUUAAAAAGUUCUUUACAAUGGAAUGUCAUUAUCCAACAUGUCAAUGAGAUGUAUCAGUCAACGAUUUGUUAGUUACUAAUAAAAAAAACUGUUGUAAACAAAACUAAUGUGUUUCAUAUAAGAUAUAGUAGGGGAAUAAUAAAUCACUUUAGGUGUUUUUUAUUAAUUAAAUUUGAUUUGCGUGUUUUGAUAUUUUAUUUGGAAUUGUUAUAGGUUUGUUUACUUCCUUAAAAGCCAACGUAUGUUUUUUUUUAAAUUGAGUAAAUAUCGGUCGUUUUUAAAAAUACACUCCUACACACCUACUACCCUAAAAUGAUUUGGAAUUGUUCUUAAAAGAAUGCUAAGGUAAUUUAUAGAAAUUAAAAAUGUAAUAUUCAACAUUUUCAGUUUUAAAUUUUGUUAAAAUAUUGCAUUGUUAAAAUUUGAUUCAGAAUGCCUUUAAUGUUGAAAUUAUGUUACAUGAGACGUAACAUAAUUCCAAUAGCAUAAAAAUAUCGGCACAUUAUCGUGACAAAUAGUUAUUAAAUGCUUUGUUUGAAUUCCUUAAUGUUACGCUAAAAAACAUGUUAUCGCUAAACAGUACAGGAUCUUUAAUUUGCUGUAACAAAACGCUAUUAGCUCUUGGUAUGUUAUGCUGAUAAAUAAUAAACAUUAAAAGUAA
Molecule: messenger RNA, 1932 nt
Organism: Homalodisca vitripennis (glassy-winged sharpshooter)
Lineage: Eukaryota; Metazoa; Arthropoda; Insecta; Hemiptera; Cicadellidae
Product: alpha-tocopherol transfer protein-like
Exons: 7
Coding region: 157-1077 (306 amino acids)
Cellular component (GO): membrane
Molecular function (GO): phosphatidylinositol bisphosphate binding
Source: RefSeq, a predicted model, not a curated record